Molecule: messenger RNA, 345 nt
Organism: Aspergillus costaricaensis CBS 115574
Lineage: Eukaryota; Fungi; Ascomycota; Eurotiomycetes; Eurotiales; Aspergillaceae
Exons: 2
Coding region: 1-345 (114 amino acids)
Source: RefSeq, a predicted model, not a curated record
AUGCAACACGCCCUCCUCGGCGCAGGAACCACCGACGCCAAGAUGGGAGAAUGUUACAGUCUUCGGUUCAAGUAUGGGGUUGUUACAGUCUCCCAGUCAUCCUCCCCGCAUUCAAGGCUUGUGCAACAAGCGGAGGAUACGGCAGUCGACUUUGUGCACAACCUAAAGCCUUUACGCCUAUAUUUCAAGGCCACUGGGUUCCGACAUAUUGCAGGGCUAGGUUGUGCGAAGGAAGAGUGCAGUCUAGAGUUUCGGGGACGCCGAGAUGAUAUCAAGAUUCUGAAGGCCGCUUCUUGUGCGCCCAGCAAAGUCCACACUCAGGAACAUGAGAACCAGGAGAUGUAA